This is a messenger RNA of Hipposideros armiger (great roundleaf bat), 2356 nucleotides long. RefSeq names its product proline and serine rich coiled-coil 1 (gene PSRC1). Gene Ontology annotation, molecular function: microtubule binding. The transcript is spliced from 7 exons. Lineage: Eukaryota; Metazoa; Chordata; Mammalia; Chiroptera; Hipposideridae. Bases 171 to 1337 code for a protein of 388 amino acids. The record is from RefSeq and is a predicted model, not a curated record. Gene Ontology annotation, cellular component: microtubule cytoskeleton; spindle pole; spindle microtubule. Gene Ontology annotation, biological process: mitotic metaphase chromosome alignment.
AGAGGAAUAGGAGUGCAGGGGGAGCUCUUUGCACCUCCCCGGGAAGUAACAGUAGUAACAGGGGCAGGUGCUACUCCUAGGAAGCUUGCUUUCCCUCCAGCAUGACUCCCAACCCCUGGUUUGCACCCAGCUGCGAGAGACUUGGAUAGGAUGGAGAUCUGAGGAAAGGUAUGUUUUCUCUCCAGCUCAGAUCUAAGCUGAUUCCUGCUCCGGCUGGCUGGAACAUGGGAGAUUUGCAGGAAGAUGUAAAGUUUAUAGUGGAUGAGACCUUGGACUUUGGAGGGCUGUCACCAUCUGACAGUCGUGAGGAGGAAGACAUAGCAGCGUUGGUGACUUCAGAGAAACCCCUCCGACGCGGCCUGUCCCACCGAAGUGACCCAAAUGCAGUGGCCUCCUCCCCGCAGGGUCUGAGGUUCAGCUUAGGCCGCCUCAGCCCAGAGAAGCUGGAAGAGAUUCUCGAUGAGGCCAACAGGCUGGCAGCGCAGCUGGAACAGUGUGCCCUGCAAGAGCGGGAGAGCACAGGCACAGGCUCUGGGCCCCGAAGGGUGAAGCCCAGCCCUCGGCGGGAGACCUUUGUGCUGAAGGACAGUCCUGUCCGAGACCUGCUGCCCACUGUGAGCUCUUUGGCUCGGAGCACCCCCUCCCCAAGCAGCCUGACACCCCGACUGCGGAGCAGCAGCGAUAAGAAGGGGUCAGCCAGGGCUCUUCGGGCAACCUCUGGAAAGAGGCCCUCCAGCGUGAAGAGGGAGUCGCCCACUUGCAGUCUGUUCCCCACAUCCAAAAGCCCAGCAUCUUCUGUUGCCCGAUCAACUCCUCCAAUCCGGGGAAGAGCUGGGCCCAAUGGGAGAGCAACAGCAAGCCCGCCUGCCCCCGUCAGACCAGUCUUGGCCCCACAGCCUUCUACCAGCAACUCUCAGCGCCCGUCUCGGCCACAGGGAGCAGCUGCUAAACCUUCUAGUCGACUGCCCGUUCCCUCGGCCAUCCCCAGGCCUGCCAGCCGGGUGCCACUCACCAGCCGGAACAUACCACCCAGCAAAGGUGCCCUAGCUCCAGAAUCUCUGUCAACUCGGAAAGGACUUCCAAGACCAAGCACCUCAGGGCACAGAGUUCCUGUUUCCCAGAGACCAAAUCUUUCUGUCAUUGGUGCCACUCACAGCAAUCUGCAGCCCCCCAGGAAAGUUGCAGUUGCAGGACCUACCAGUGGCAUCGCUGACUCCCCUUUAAGGAGGGCUCCGCUCACAGUGGCCCACGUGGGGACCGAACCGGCAACCUUGGUGCUAUCAGCACGACGCGCCAACCAACUGAACCAACCGGUCACCUCCCUUUGUGAGUUUUGAGAGAAUGUUACUCCUUGAAGGCCAGGCCAUGACUCAAGGAAGCCAGCUGGCAACUGGGCAAAGAGAGUGGAGUGCCAGCUAGUGCCACCCCCACUCUUAUAUGCCCAUAAGUGCCCAACUUAAGCACUGAAAUGCCUUCCUCUGUUCCCAGGCCAGGGGUCUCUCACUGUUUUCUUCUUUUUAUGGAUGAUCUUUAAGUUCAUUUCACACAUUCACCUGUGUCACAGUGACAGCUGCCUACACAUUCACCUUCCUCUUCAGUCUCUUGCAGCAACUCCUGCAGCCUCUGGGAUUCCAAGAAUUGAGUUAGGGGAGAGGGUGUGGAGACACGCUGAGUAUUUGGCAAUUCAGUAGAGGCAAGAACACCUCAGGUGUGUUUCCCAGCUGCAUCCUGCACUAGUGAGUAGAGCCUGUUGGUGACUUCCCGCUGGAAGGUGGACAAGCCUAGGCACACACUUAGGUGUGAUCAGCAAAUGGCAGGUGUGGCCUGGGUGUGUGUGGGCCAGGUCCUGGAGGGUCUGUCAUUAGAAGCAAAAGGAGCUGCAGACCCAUGUGCUGUUGCCACCUGGUGGUCUGAGGGGACAAGACAUUUCCCUUUGGCCCUCUUGAUCAGUCUUGAGUUUUGUACCCACCUCAAGCCCCAUCCCGCUCCAAACCUGCUUGCGCAACAUGCAGUAGGCAGUGCCAGCUAGGGAGGCCUGCCUACCACAGCACCCCUUCUUGUUCAGCUACCUGCUCCCUUCCUUCCCUUUGGUCUGGCUUUCUAUCUUUUUCUUGAUGCACUCCACCCCUGCCCCCAACUAGUAGCAACAAAGAGGGAAGCCAACAUUUAUUGGCCUUUUUCUAUGUACUGUGACCUGUUCUAAGCACUCUACAUGUGUUAACUCAUUUAAUUCUCAUAAAAGCUCAAUUAGGCGGAUGCUAUUAUCAUCCUCAUUUUACAGGCAAAGAAACAGUCCUAGAAAAAUUAAGUCAAUCUAGUUCCCAGGUCUGUGUUCUUAACCACUACCCUCUAUUGU